AUGAAUCCUUUGAAAUUGGUAAAGAGAUGGAGUUGGGGCUCUACCAAGGGGUCUGAAGAGAAAGAAGAGGCCUUUGACCCGAAAGUGCAUCUCGAUUACACACCACCUUCAAAGAAAAUCACACUGGAAGACUUACUUUUGAAGCAAAGUCCAACUGCAUCCCCAAUUGCAGGAACAGUGCCAUUUCCCCUGUUGUCAUCCGAAGGAGUGAGAGCCUAUCGAAGGGCGUUGUUUCAAAAAGAUGUCAUUGAUAAAUGUGCAAGCUCCCCAUUCCCAGGAACGUUGGUCCUUCGCGAUGCAGUCAAGCAGUCAAAGUUUAUCAAUGACUUUUGGACGCAUCCCGAGACUAUGAGGAUAGUCUCCGAAGCAGUCGACGUGCCUUUGGAGAUUGUGAUGCCCACCGAAAUAGGACACACCAACAUUCAAGUUGAGGGGACUACCAUCCCUGAAAUGGCUAGUAAUCUCAAAGUUGAGCCAUCGCUGGAAAAAGUUGAGUUGAGUGCCGAAGACCGAGCAUAUGAUCCGUUGAAAGAUGCUAGUGCUAUCAUUCCGUGGCAUUACGACUCGUAUCCUUACGUGUGCGUCAUGAUGUUGAGUGAAACAGAGGGGAUGAUUGGAGGAGAGACUUAUAUUAAGAAAGGUGAUGGAGAAUCUCAAAAGGUCGAGGGACCUCAAAUCGGUCAUGCAGUGAUGCUCCAAGGCGGCGAAGUUCGACACUUAGCUGCUCGCGCAAAGGGCGUAAAAGAACGCAUAUCUACCAUCACUUCAUACCGAUCGAAGAUGCCGAAUAUCUACGACUCCAGCUACAUGACGAAUGUUCGACCAUAUGCGGAUAUGAACACCAUGUAUCCCGAAUGGACCAACUAUCGUCUGCGAAAAUUAAGAGACGAGCUUACCCACUAUCUGGAGAGGGCAGAGAAAGAACAAAACAACACCCAAGCAACAGAGGAAGUGCAAGACCUUAUAAACAAUCAGAUUGAAUAUCUGCAACGAACUUCCCGACAGAUGGUCGACCCUGAAUACUCGCAACGGCUUGUCAAAGAAUAUGGAAAGCCCGCAUACUAUGAUGCGCCCAGGAUUUGGCAAACCGUUCGAACCUUGCCAAGCUUUGAAGAACUCGCGGCUUCUACAGACGACGAGCGAAAGUGGAGUCCGGAUAGUGGGUAUUGGAUGGACUUGCAGAAAUCGAUGGAGACAAUUCGUCUGGGCAAGCCUCUUCAAAGUGUUCUUGGAACCGGUGUAUGGGAUCAAACGAAAAGGUAUUACAUGGGGGAUGAGCUUUUACGACAAGGACUCAAUGAGGUUUUCCUGGACUGGCUGGGAUGUACAGGAUUGUGGAAGGUAUAUGGCAAACUUUAA
Penicillium canescens is the source of this 1359-nucleotide messenger RNA. RefSeq lists its product as uncharacterized. The record is from RefSeq and is a predicted model, not a curated record. The coding region runs from base 1 to 1359 and encodes 452 amino acids. The transcript is spliced from 4 exons. NCBI's taxonomy places the organism in Eukaryota, Fungi, Ascomycota, Eurotiomycetes, Eurotiales, Aspergillaceae.